CGUCCGUCAACCAUCUAUACACACACGCGCACGCUCGACGGUCGCCAUUUUCCUCGCGCGUACAUUGCUCGGACGUGCGUGCGACAUAUUUUUUUUGUACUAUAAACAAUAACAAACAAAAUGGCGUCGCCGGCAGAUUACAUGAAAGCCGAGGACGACGACGAUGACGAUCUGAAAUUGACUGAUCAAAUACCGGUGGAGAUGCCGUGCGAGAUCGUCGAAACCACCGUGGUGGACCAGAACGGCCGGCAAAUUAUCAUGACGCCCGUCCAAGGGCUGACAAAGAACGACAACACCACUAUGCUUCUGCAAGCGGGCCAUCACCAGCACCAGAACCACAACCACCAUCACCAGCAUCACCACCAGGAUCUAGAUGAUGGUCAGCUCACUUACGUUUACGAGAGCGUCGUACCCCAAGAGCUGUAUGCCCAGCCUGAAAGCCCAGGACCUUCCAGGUUAAGGAAAGAAAAUACUGAAGAUCAUUAUUUAUCACAAACUAAUAUUUCAUCGCCACCAGAACCAGUACAACUUGGUCGACCAAGAAAAUGGGAACAGAAGCAAGUUCAAAUUCGAACAUUAGAAGGAGAAUUUUCUGUAACCAUGUGGGCUUCAGGGACAGAUGAUGAUUACAUUUUAGAAGAAGUUAGCAACCCUGAACCUGAUCCUGACCCUGAUUAUGAAGAAUAUAUGACUGAGCAGACCAUUUCUGAAGAAAUACCUCAAAUUAACCUCAGUGAUCCAAAACAACUUUCCGACUUUGCGAGACCUGGCCAUAAGUCAAAAGUGAAAAAAUCUUAUAGUUCAGAAAUGAUGGACCGCACUAUUGCAUGUCCAAACAAAAACUGCUCAAAAAUGUUCCGCGAUAACUCAGCUAUGCGAAAACAUUUGCAUACUCACGGACCCCGUGUUCAUGUGUGUGCAGAGUGUGGUAAGGCAUUUGUCGAGAGUUCAAAACUAAAACGUCAUCAAUUAGUACAUACUGGGGAGAAACCUUUCCAGUGUACUUUUGAAGGUUGUGGUAAGAGGUUUUCAUUAGACUUCAAUCUUAGAACACAUGUAAGGAUACAUACAGGCGACCGACCGUAUGUGUGUCCAUUUGAUGCAUGUAACAAAAAGUUUGCCCAAUCAACUAACUUGAAGUCUCAUAUUCUAACGCAUGCUAAAGCAAACAGGCAUAUGUCACGACCAAGACCUAGUUCAAAUCGGUCAAUAACUCAAGUACAAGAUGAUCUAAAUCAACAGUAUGUUAAUGUUGAAAUACCAGAUGUUGAUCAUCAGCAUUUUAUUGUUUAUGCUGAAUAAUGUAUAAUAUAUGACACAGUGUAACGUGAUGAUAAUUUGUACCUCAAACCACGUGACUGAAAUCAAAACCUACUCUAAGAGCAAAAUUAUAAUGCUGAAUUUUGUACAUAUCUACUAAGUAAUAAGUAAAUUUAGAUUCAUAAAAUACCUAUUUUAAAAAAAUCCUUCUCAUUGAAUGUUGGUACUUGAUAUGUUAAUAAUUAAUUUUAAAAAAAAAAAUUAUAAAUUGUUUUUUAUACAUACAUACAACUUUUUAGUUGUUUAAAUAAGACUGCAAAGAUAAUAGAGAGCAAAUAAUGUGAGGUUAAGUUUAUUUUCUCUUUUUUUUUAUCUUAUAUUAAGAAACUUAAUUUAUAUGGCUUUUUCAGUGAUCAUGAUGUUAGAUAAUCAUUUAUGUAUAUGUAUGUAAUAUAUUUAUAUUUUUGAAUGUAAAGAGAAAUUGAUAUAUUAUAUUUUAUUAUAUGUAUUGUAUAUAAUAUAUUUUGUUGUCUCUUAUCAUGUCUAAAAAAAGUUAUAUUCUAUACUACGAAUUGUAGUAGAAUGAUGUGAAUACUAAAUAUUAUAUUUAUAAAUUAUAAUGAUUACCACUA
This is a messenger RNA of Acyrthosiphon pisum (pea aphid), 1892 nucleotides long. RefSeq names its product transcriptional repressor protein YY1. Lineage: Eukaryota; Metazoa; Arthropoda; Insecta; Hemiptera; Aphididae. The coding region runs from base 121 to 1302 and encodes 393 amino acids. The transcript is spliced from 7 exons. The record is from RefSeq and is a predicted model, not a curated record. Gene Ontology annotation, cellular component: chromatin; PcG protein complex; transcription regulator complex. Gene Ontology annotation, biological process: regulation of transcription by RNA polymerase II. Gene Ontology annotation, molecular function: RNA polymerase II cis-regulatory region sequence-specific DNA binding; DNA-binding transcription factor activity, RNA polymerase II-specific.